Emericellopsis atlantica is the source of this 1626-nucleotide messenger RNA. RefSeq names its product cytochrome P450. Lineage: Eukaryota; Fungi; Ascomycota; Sordariomycetes; Hypocreales; Bionectriaceae. The transcript is spliced from 4 exons. Gene Ontology annotation, molecular function: heme binding; iron ion binding; oxidoreductase activity, acting on paired donors, with incorporation or reduction of molecular oxygen. The record is from RefSeq and is a predicted model, not a curated record. The coding region runs from base 62 to 1618 and encodes 518 amino acids.
CUUCCGAGGCACAUGUUCAAUCAUCGUGUAACAUUCAAAGUCACUUCCUACCUCAAUCAACAUGGAUAGUUUGUCUGAAACUCUCCCCGCGGGCUUGUCAGCGUUCACGUUCCUUCUGCUUCCUCUAGGAACCUAUUGCCUGUGGUCGCUGUUCUCGUACAUCUCGUCACAUUUGAGGAAGUAUCCAGGACCAAUUCUCGCGCGAUGGACGAGGCUUUGGUACCUCUACCAGGUGUCCACGGGCGACUCCCACCGGAAACUUAAGCAGCUUCACGACAAGCAUGGCCCAAUCGUUCGAAUCGCGCCACACAUCAUCGACAUUGACAUGCCCGAGCUGAUCCAUACAAUCUACAAUACAAAGGGUGAUUGGCCGAAGACCGAAUUCUACCACGGCAGUAGCGCUCUCGUAAAUGGGCAAAUAGUCCUGAAUCUAUUCAGCCAGACAGAUCCAGCCAAGCAUGCCAAAGAACGCAAACCCAUUGCGAAGCACUACUCCCCGUCUGCGACCACCUCGCUCGAGCCACACAUGGACAAGGUGAUUGAUAAACUGUGCUUUGAGCUAGAGAAGAGGUUCAUCGACGCGCCUCACACCCACAAAGCAUUCAAUCUAGGAAGGUGGAUCCUCUACUACACUUGGGACGUUGUAGGGGCGGUGACAUUCUCGCAACCCAUCGGCUAUCUAGACAAGGGAGAAGACUUCAACGGCACGCUCUACAACGCUAACAAGGCCAUGGACUACUUCUCUAUCGUGGGCACGAUGCCUUUCUUGGACCGGGUCUUUGACAAGAAUCCCGUCUACCGGAUGGGGCCACCGGGCUUCAACGUCAUCACUGGUAUAUCGGUCCAGCAUCUCAUCGACCGCAGCUUAGGCAAGGAUAAGGACACUCACGACCAGAGCACCCCUGAUUUCCUAGACAAGUUCAUCGAAGCAAAGAAGGCAGACCCUGAUAAUGUCGACGACGGUCAAAUUGUCUCCUGGCUCAUGGUCAAUAUGAUUGCGGGUGCUGACACUACUGCUAUCACAAUCCGCAGCGCCCUAUACUACUCGCUGAAGCAUCCUCUUGUCUGGCGGCGGUUGACGGACGAGGUUCUCGCCGCCGGUUUCCGUGGCAGGCUACCCCCUCCAUACAAAGAAGUCCGAGCGAUACCAUACAUUGACGCCGUGGUUCGCGAGGCUUUGAGGAUUCUCCCCGGCGUCGUCAUGACGCUUGAACGGUAUGUGCCACGCGGGGGCUGCAGCCUGCCCAAUGGUGACUACUUGCCUGACGGCACGGUUGUCGGCAUGAACCCUUACAUUACCAACCGGAACAAGGACUUCUACGGAGAGGAUGCGGAUGUCUUCCGGCCUGAGCGCUGGCUUAGAGAUGAGCAAGCGGGUGAAUCGGAGGAAGAGUUCCAGGUCCGCUUGACCCGCAUGAACAAGGCUGAUUUGUCAUUUGGUGCGGGAAGUCGCCUUUGUAUUGGAAAGCACAUGGGGCUUUUCCAAACUUACAAAGUCCUGGCCACGCUGAUUACGUUAUAUGAUUUUGAGCUAGCUACCGACGAAGAGUGGAAGGUUGUGAAUAGUUUUUUCCCUAGGCAAGAUGGCUUAGAGGUUAGAAUGUGGAGGAGACAGUGAUCUUUUCU